UCCAGGUAACAGGUGCAGCUGGUGCUGCUGGAGGAGGAGGAGGAGGAGGAGAUAACUGCCAAAAGUAAAGCAAUCAACAGAGGACCACUUCCUCCUAUUCCACCACCAAGAAGGCCCACGCCCACAUCAUCACCGCAACCUUCUCCACAUAGUUCACCUCAACUUCCAAGGCGAAAUAUUGCAGAAGCGGCAACGAAUCCAAUGCCCCAGUUGCCACCAAGAAAUAUUAUGGAUAACUUAGACUCUCUUGAUGCUGUGACAGGUGCUAGAAAUCAACAAGCAGAGGAACCAUCAAGUAGCGAUGUAACAGAAAAUACUUCCAGAAGUAAUGGACAAACACCCCAGUCACAUUACAAGAACUCUCCCUAUGACAAACUGUCAGAUGCAACCACAGCUCUCAAGUUGCAAUCCAACGCUCACAGCGUUCCUGUAGAAUAUGAUGUAUCACCUGCAUUGCGGCCACAGUUGUCACCUCCUACAAUUAUAUUACCAGAUACUGACUAUGAUACACCACCAGCACCAAGGCUAGCUUUGUCACAAGAGAACCAUGAUCCUAAUACAGAAAUUCAAGCAGUGACUGAUGACCCAAUGUAUUCUGUGCCACAUAAAUCCAAAAAGAAAGCUUGUGAGCCUACAGUGACAGAGCAUUCUACAGAGUGUAGUGGUAACGCUGCUGAAGCACUCACUGCAAUAGAGACAUUACUCAAUGAAGGAUACUCAAGGGAUGCUGUCAUCAGAGCCUUAGGAAUAGCUCAAAAUAAUAUCACCAUGGCUAGAAAUAUUUUACGUGAAUUUGCACCAUCUCAUAUUCGCUAA
This is a messenger RNA of Saccoglossus kowalevskii, 816 nucleotides long. RefSeq names its product E3 ubiquitin-protein ligase CBL-B-like. Gene Ontology annotation, biological process: cell surface receptor signaling pathway; negative regulation of epidermal growth factor-activated receptor activity. Gene Ontology annotation, cellular component: membrane raft; plasma membrane. The record is from RefSeq and is a predicted model, not a curated record. Gene Ontology annotation, molecular function: SH3 domain binding; calcium ion binding; phosphotyrosine residue binding. NCBI's taxonomy places the organism in Eukaryota, Metazoa, Hemichordata, Enteropneusta, Harrimaniidae.